AUGGCUUCACAAGUGACUAAAAGUUUCCAAAACUGCUCCGAGGCAGAAGUCCCCGGCUACAACGACUGCCCCAGUUUCCUCUUCCAGGUAACUCCCAAACCACACAGCAUACGAAGAAAGACCAGGAUCGUCUCUGCAUCAGCACAGUCCAUCAAGGCUUCCGAUAUACCUCCUCCACCCCGCAUCGCCAGAAGAACCACAUCGGGUACAUCCAUACGUUCCACUUCGGGCAGCGUCAGCAGUGGAAGUAGCAAUAGUAGGCCUCGUAUGCCCGAAGAGGAGGACUUGAAGAGCAGUCUCAAUAGGGAGGAUUUGACUACUAAGAUCAACCAUCUUUUGAGCUUGCAGUCCAGACUCUCCGACGAGCAAUUCCAAUAUUACAAGAAGAAGAUCCAAUGGAAUUUGGAUCCAUGUCUAGAGAAUGAUUUGACCAAAUUUGUAUUGACACAAUUCUUCAAGUUAUUUGAUCAGAUGAUGGACAGUAGUGAGUCCACUUAUCCAGCACAGAAGUUGUUGAGAGAUUGGAUGAUUACUGAUGUGUCCGUCUCCGUUUGGUGUCCUGCAUUUCUAAAGAUCGUCGAGAACGUAAUGGCAUAG
Molecule: messenger RNA, 597 nt
Organism: Naumovozyma castellii
Lineage: Eukaryota; Fungi; Ascomycota; Saccharomycetes; Saccharomycetales; Saccharomycetaceae
Gene: ADD37
Product: Add37p
Exons: 1
Coding region: 1-597 (198 amino acids)
Source: RefSeq, a predicted model, not a curated record